Molecule: messenger RNA, 709 nt
Organism: Frankliniella occidentalis (western flower thrips)
Lineage: Eukaryota; Metazoa; Arthropoda; Insecta; Thysanoptera; Thripidae
Product: monocarboxylate transporter 9-like
Exons: 4
Coding region: 152-709 (185 amino acids)
Biological process (GO): monocarboxylic acid transport; transmembrane transport
Molecular function (GO): monocarboxylic acid transmembrane transporter activity
Source: RefSeq, a predicted model, not a curated record
CGGAGGCGGCUGCUGCGGCGCGCUGUGGGCGGCCACCACGCGCUGCCGCCUGUGUCCCCACGCAGUGACGAGCACGCUGGCGGCGCUGCUGCACCACUCCAUCCUCACCAACAGCGUCUUCCUCGUGUUCGCCGUCACACAAGUACUCGUGAUGGUGGGCUACUUUACCCCCUUCCUUUUCUCACAAGACCAGGCUAUGAAAGCGGGGGUGCCACCAGAUCUAGCCGAGUGGAUCCUGCCCUCCCUAGGAGUAGCCAACGCUGUGGGACGAGGAUUGUCGGGGAUAGCUUGUGAAGUACCUGGGGUGUCGGCACUGGUCCUCUCCUGCAUCACAAUGACUAUGGCCAGUAUUGUUGUGGCCACAACCUGUGUGUGCUCAGACCCGAUUUACCAGCUAUUUGCAUCAUCAGCAUAUGGAUUUUUCAUGGCACCGUUUAUGGCAAUGAAAAGUCUCAUUUUAGUUGACUUCCUUGGAAUAGAGAGGCUUACAAACUCAUUUGGUCUCUUGCUUAUGUUCCAAGGUUUUGCCGUUAUGAUUGGGCCCCCAAUGAGUGGGUGGAUAUAUGAUAUGACACAAUCAUAUGACUAUGUAUAUAUAAUAUCUGGUUCACUGUUAUUUAUUGCUUCCGUUUUACCAUACCUCAUGUAUCCCCUGACAACUUAUGAGUUGAAAAAAGAGAUUAAACAGGCAUCACGUAGAAGUUCUUAA